AUGAUCCUUGGUCGCGACGGAGGCAGCUCUGAUGGGACUGUUGCUACUGUAGUCCACCCUGAUAGCUCUACAGGGAUCAUCAGCCCUGCUGCAGCACCAAUACUAGAACAGCCUGCUGCGCUUGCCUCAUCACUAUCUAUCACUGACACUCCCAUCAAACGGGAAAGAGAUGCAAGAUUAUAUGUUGGCCCGAUGCUGGUAAAGGACUUCAUCGACAAGUUCCUACCAAACCCUGGAGAUAAUGACAUCUCGGACUUCACUUCGCGCUUCGCUUCGGCCUCAGAAUCCGAUGUGUUCAAUUUGCGAUCAAUUCAAAGAGAGCAGGACGUUUAUCAACCAUUCUACAGAUUAACAGGCAUGCAAGACUUCGCCCCUCAAUUAUCAUUUGUGAACACUUCAAAAAAUGCAGAUACGAAGAACUGCUCAUCAUUUACGUUCAAUGUCAUGCCGGACGUAUGCGUAUACGCCGAUGGAACAUCUGACGGCUGUGAUAUUACCAAAGCCGAAGUGCACAUCGAAUUCAAGUGGAAUGAUGCUCUCGACGCAUUCAAGCAAAAAUCCUGGAGUCGAUAA
Messenger RNA from Suillus subalutaceus, 573 nucleotides. RefSeq lists its product as uncharacterized. NCBI's taxonomy places the organism in Eukaryota, Fungi, Basidiomycota, Agaricomycetes, Boletales, Suillaceae. The coding region runs from base 1 to 573 and encodes 190 amino acids. The transcript is spliced from 3 exons. The record is from RefSeq and is a predicted model, not a curated record.